AUGAUAUGGCUGCUGUCUGGGCGUGUCCACUGGCUGGCUAUCUUUCCUGCUUACAGCCUGCACUUAGCGCCCAACAGGCGCACAAGGAGGGCCAUGCUGCGCAUAUCAAAGAAUCGUUUGAAUCUGCAACUUGGCUCACCAGGAUCGUUGGAAUUCCACAUUACACCUCUGCUGUAUGGUGCUUCGCAACUCCACGUGCAUGUAUCUGUCAUCAUUACUGAUCCACUGCGGCUGCUCCGUCUGAUCGACGAAAAGUCCAUCCAACUGGCUUUUGACCCGAGUUUUCUACUCUCCAAACUCACUUGUGACCUGGAGAAGCACAUAGACCUCUUCGGGUGCUUCAACCUGUCCUCUAUCAAGAGGAUCAACAGCAGAUGCGAAGCUAUUGUUUCCAGGACUGCGCGAGCCUUCGUUACUGUGAUGAAAAAGUUGAGCAAGGAUCCAUCUACCGUGUCCUUUAUGAUCGCCCCUGGGUUCGGAAUGACAGAGGCUUGGCGAGGAUACUUCAAGUAUAUUGAUGUCUCAGCCGGUGGGUGUUUCCAGCGCCGGAUGCAUAUACAAUUGGUCCUCACAACUGAGCCUGCUCACGAGUUCCUUGAUCUUAGACGUCCCCUCGGUGGCUGCGAGAUGCGCUUUGCAGACCCCGCAAAUGGUGUCGCCCUGCGCCUCGACGGUGAAAGCGGCGAACUUCAGAUUCGCGGAUCGAUGGUCUUCGUACGCUACUACAAUAACGCCAAAGCUACGACCUAUGGUUUUGUUGAGGGCGGCUGGUUCCACACUGGCGAUGUUGGUAUCGUCGAGAAUGGGGUCAUGCGCCUUGGAGGUCGCAUUAAGGAUACCAUCAUUGUUGGUGUCUCAUAUAGUAUUCCUGAGCUCAAGGGGUCAUGCACUCGUUCCUCGCUGCUGCUCCCUUCCGCGCUCCUGGCCCCAUCAUUUUCUUUUCUGGUCUUGACGACGAGCAAUUGA
Suillus plorans is the source of this 966-nucleotide messenger RNA. RefSeq lists its product as uncharacterized. The coding region runs from base 1 to 966 and encodes 321 amino acids. Gene Ontology annotation, molecular function: CoA-ligase activity. NCBI's taxonomy places the organism in Eukaryota, Fungi, Basidiomycota, Agaricomycetes, Boletales, Suillaceae. The record is from RefSeq and is a predicted model, not a curated record. The transcript is spliced from 3 exons. Gene Ontology annotation, biological process: secondary metabolic process.